Phytophthora sojae is the source of this 1056-nucleotide messenger RNA. RefSeq lists its product as hypothetical. Bases 1 to 1056 code for a protein of 351 amino acids. The record is from RefSeq and is a predicted model, not a curated record. The transcript is spliced from 3 exons. NCBI's taxonomy places the organism in Eukaryota, Oomycota, Peronosporomycetes, Peronosporales, Peronosporaceae.
AUGGCCCCGUAUCUAGCAUUUUCCCCGGCGGCGGAGAUCGUCGGCUGCUACAUGCUCAUCAGACAAUUGCCAGAGUCAAAGCGCAAGUACAAACCGGCCAUGUACAUGAACUCGUUCUGGAGCAACUUUGUGUUGGUCAGCGUCGAGUACUGCACGCGCAGCAUUUUCAACGCGGAGACUGUUCGAGGCUUGACGCGCACACAGUUGAGGGAGUCGGGACACCAGGGCCAGCAAGGUAACAACAAGCCACAGCCGCAGCACCGACGCCGAUACUCGCGGAUGUCGUCGAUGCGGCGGUUCAUUGCCAUUUACCUGCAGACCCUCCCUGGGAUUGUGACAUCUUUGAUCGCCAUCGUGUACGUCCACUCCAUCAGUCUCUUCGCCACGAUCGAUCGGGAGACAGAGCUACUGGCCUUUGCUAUCGGCAGCAUCGCGCUCAAGCUCACGCUGCAGGAAGCUGCCAAGCGCCACUUGCUGUCUACCAAGGAACCACUGCCACGACGGGCGAUGAUCGCGCUGAUCUCCACCCCGACGAUUCUCGUUGACACGCAGGUGCGAAUGCUGUUGAUGCGGCUACAAGACGUGACGAUCUCCGUCUUAGGGUCGGCACUGCUGGCGCUCGCGGAGAUCUCAGUGCGCGCGUUCAAGUCGAUGCUGGUCCAUCGACAAGUCCACCAAAUCCUCAAGCAGCGCGUCGCCCCCACGAUCGCCAAACAGACGCCGGUCGAGCCAGUCGUCAAGAGACGAACCACCUCGCCAGCGCGCCCUGCGACUGAUGAGACGGAGGCGCAACGACAGAGGCACCUCGUGUACCAGUUCCUCUCCAAAGCCGCGUCCGCCAAGUCCGAGUCCGUGCAGCAGCUGCACUACUUCCUCAUCUUUGCCUUCCAGGUGAGCGUGGAGGUGGCGGUGGACUUUGUGGCCUGCAACGUCGAGGCCCUGCAGGGCGUCGACUUCGGCAGCUUCGACCAGAACGACCCGUUCCUGACCUUCUUCAUGUCCAUGCUGGCCUUCGCCAACGUCUCCAUCUCCGCGGGGCUCUACAUCCGCUCGUGA